Myripristis murdjan (pinecone soldierfish) is the source of this 1176-nucleotide messenger RNA. RefSeq lists its product as uncharacterized. Bases 40 to 969 code for a protein of 309 amino acids. The record is from RefSeq and is a predicted model, not a curated record. The transcript has 4 exons. NCBI's taxonomy places the organism in Eukaryota, Metazoa, Chordata, Actinopteri, Holocentriformes, Holocentridae.
UGAAUCGGCUAUAGUUUUACCUUUUGGCUUUUGUAAAGGAUGGAUAGCCGACACGUGUUGGUUCUAGGUGUCCUGGUCUGUCUGUGUCAUGGCGUGUGUAUGAGGAUCAUCCCUGAGCAGGCUGGCCUCACUGACAAUAAGGAACAAGCAGCACUGAGUCCAGUUGACCGAGGCCGACACAAUGACUUCAUGCACUUUACAGAGGAGAUGAGUGGAGCAGUUCAUAGUGGCAGCGAGGACGGCGAAGAAGACGCUGCUGCCUUCAUUUCCACGCCAUCCAUCGACCAUGAUGCUCCUGACCAUUCUGCCACAGGGACGCCUGAGAUUGAAAGUAGUGUCGCCGUGGAAACUGCGAACAUCAAUAUUAUCAACGCAGAAGAUGAGGAGGAAACGAGCGGAGAUGCCAGUCAGAGGGUGUUUUUCUCUGGUGAGCCGCUGAUUGUUGACCGUGGUGAUAAUGCUGACCCUGAAUUCAACCAAGAAGAGGGGAGCGGUGAGCACAGCGGAGAUGGGACAGCGCCCGGGUCAUUCCUCAGGGCAGUGAGUGUACCUGUACCUGAUGUGGAGAGAGGAGGACAAGAAGUGAGCUGUGAAAUCUCUUGUGAUGAAGAGGAAGCCUCCACCUUUGUCAGCUCCAGCCUUGAUGACCCCUCAGUGCAGCCUCAGAGGCCCACAGAGACGACUCCCUCAGAGGCCACUGCUGCUACGUCCACUGGUGGCUCCAGCCUCUCCACGGCUCUGCUGGUUCAGCCCUCCACAGGCAAGAGCCCCCAGCAGGCUGCUCCCUCCAGCAAGCCCAGCCUCCUGCAGCUCAUACUGCAGGCUUUCGCCCCCCGUCCCGCUCCGAAAUCCCUCCCUGUGUCCACCGCCACUGGUGGGCCACACUCCUCCACCGGGAGUGCUGCUGCCACCACAGCAUCCAGAGAGGACGAGGAAGAGGAGCUGAAGGUGACAGGUGCUCUUUCCUAAGUGCACAUGACUUUAGAGAUACACGUGGACAGGUGCUAUGUAUGUGUGUACGUGUGUGUGCCUGCAGAAAGAAGAAAUCUCAGAAAUCUAUAUUUGGAAAUAAAGUUUUUCACUAGCAUGUAAUUUUUGUGCAUUGUCAUUUGGAAUUAAUCCAAAUCAACAGCAAGGAAACAGUAUUAUUGUUGUUGUUCUUGUUAUUAUGUCAGC